Molecule: messenger RNA, 2875 nt
Organism: Hipposideros armiger (great roundleaf bat)
Lineage: Eukaryota; Metazoa; Chordata; Mammalia; Chiroptera; Hipposideridae
Gene: NRF1
Product: nuclear respiratory factor 1
Exons: 11
Coding region: 426-1910 (494 amino acids)
Biological process (GO): regulation of transcription by RNA polymerase II
Molecular function (GO): DNA-binding transcription factor activity
Source: RefSeq, a predicted model, not a curated record
AUUAUACCAUAUUCCCAGCUUUUCGGGGACUCAAGGGUUUGCCCCCGCAUGUUAUCCACUUCAGGGUGCAUCGAUGUCCACCGCCUUUCUCACCUGUUGUAUCGUGGCUGGUCCCAAAGUUUUCUACAGUGCAUCUCGCUGUGCCCAUCAGAACUUGAAGUUGUUUAAAAAUCUUAAUAUUUUUAGGGCUUCCAGUGGUAUCUGCUUCAACCAGUUGGAGGAGCUAUAGCCUGGUCUCCGUCCCUUCUUUUCAAGCAUUAGAGACAAGUUCAGUUAUCUCAAAAGAAAAACCAUACAUUGAACUGUCUGCCAGAAUCUAAGAAACAGCUUUAGCUGAAUGUUGGUUGUGUAAUGACAGAUCCAGCAGGACUGAGGCCCACCAGACACGCAGCCAGGCAACAAUGCUACAUUUCACAUAGCUCUUCAUGGAGGAACACGGAGUGACCCAAACUGAACACAUGGCUACCAUAGAAGCCCAUGCAGUGGCCCAACAAGUACAGCAGGUCCACGUGGCCACCUACACUGAGCACAGUAUGCUGAGUGCUGACGAAGACUCCCCUUCUUCCCCAGAAGACACCUCUUACGAUGACUCCGACAUACUCAACUCCACAGCAGCUGAUGAGGUAACAGCCCACCUGGCUGCUGCAGGUCCUGUGGGAAUGGCUGCUGCUGCUGCUGUGGCAACAGGAAAAAAACGGAAACGGCCUCAUGUGUUUGAGUCUAAUCCAUCUAUCCGGAAGAGACAGCAAACACGUUUGCUUCGGAAACUUCGAGCCACAUUAGAUGAAUAUACUACUCGAGUGGGACAGCAAGCUAUUGUCCUCUGUAUCUCACCCUCCAAACCCAACCCUGUCUUUAAAGUGUUCGGAGCAGCACCUUUGGAGAAUGUGGUGCGUAAGUACAAGAGCAUGAUCCUGGAAGACCUGGAGUCUGCCCUGGCAGAACACGCCCCCGUACCACAGGAGGUUAACUCCGAGCUGCCGCCUCUCACCAUCGACGGAAUCCCAGUCUCUGUGGACAAAAUGACCCAGGCCCAGCUUCGGGCAUUUAUUCCAGAGAUGCUCAAGUACUCCACGGGUCGGGGAAAACCAGGCUGGGGCAAAGAAAGCUGCAAGCCCAUCUGGUGGCCUGAGGAUAUCCCGUGGGCAAAUGUCCGGAGUGAUGUCCGCACAGAAGAGCAAAAACAGAGGGUUUCAUGGACCCAAGCACUACGGACCAUAGUUAAAAACUGUUACAAACAGCAUGGGCGGGAGGACCUUUUAUACGCUUUUGAAGAUCAGCAAACACAAACACAGGCCACAACCACGCACAGUAUAGCCCAUCUCGUACCAUCACAGACAGUGGUCCAGACCUUCAGUAACCCUGAUGGCACCGUCUCACUUAUCCAGGUUGGUACAGGGGCAACGGUGGCCACGUUGGCUGAUGCUUCCGAAUUGCCAACCACAGUCACUGUUGCCCAAGUGAACUAUUCUGCCGUGGCCGACGGAGAGGUAAGAACGACUCACAACCAUGGAGUCCAUAGAGGCGUGCAGGGAAGGCUCGAAAGGAUGGGUUCUCUUGCUGCAGAGCUGUGCCUUUAUUUAACUUACAAUCCCCCUCUCUCCUAUUCCUGUAUCCUCAGCGAAGCUGCCGCCCAUGCUGUCGCCACGCUGGCCGAAGCCACCUUGCAAGGGGGGGGACAGAUCGUCCUGUCUGGGGAAACCGCAGCAGCCGUCGGAGCACUUACUGGAGUCCAAGAUGCUAAUGGACUGGUCCAGAUCCCUGUGAGCAUGUACCAGACUGUGGUGACCAGCCUCGCCCAGGGCAACGGGCCGGUGCAGGUGGCUAUGGCCCCCGUGACCACCCGGAUAUCAGACAGCACGGUCACUAUGGACGGCCAAGCCGUGGAAGUGGUGACGUUGGAACAGUGACACGCAGCCAUGUCAUGGCGUCAUUUUCUAGUCUACUUCAAAAUUUUUUACGCGUUUGCAGAGGUGCAAUCAAAUGGAAUUAAGUCUCUCGACUUUGGAAGAAAAGUGUUGUUAACCCUUUUUCUAAAAAGGAAGAAAGGCAGCGGAUUUUGGAACUGCAUUUUUUUUAAGCACCACUCUUGAUUUUCUGGGAUUGGUGGAGUAAGAUACUGCGUUGUCAGUUUCACUGUCCCAAAAAGCCAAAUUGUGGCAGGACUUCUUUCUGCGAAAACAUGUAUGUAUACUUAUGUGUGUGUAUGUGUGAGUGUGAAUAUAUGUAUAUGUGUACAUAUGGAUAUACACAUUUACAUAUAUAUAUAUAUAAAGUAUAUAUGUAUAUAUAUAUGAAACCCGCAUGGAAUUAUCUGUAUGAAAUCAAGGUGCGCUGUGGAAAAAAUAUUCACCCAGUUUAGUGGGUGUAGGGUACGUGGCCAGACACAGUCACCCGAUUUUUUUUCAUACCAGGGUCAUGCGUUGAGCUACUGACAAACUCAGGUGGAGGUGACCAUGGCCUUCACCAAAGCUGCCUCCCAGUGGCCACCCAUAACUCUCCCUGCUGGACUGACCCGAGGAAGGAGAUCCCAGAGCAGGGCGGGUCCAGAAAUUGUGCUUGCAAGGUCCAGGGGCCUCGUGGUCUGGCAGCUGAGGUUGUCCUCGGGCUGGCCCAGUUGCUGACCUUGUCACAAGCAGGUGAAUGUCCUUAAAGCCUCCCAGGCGGGAACAAGAGGGUUUUCCUUAGCCUCCCAUCUCCUCCCCUUCCCAGGAAACCUUCGUGAUCUCAUGACUCUGAAAUUGUUGCUUUGGCUUUAAGGUCAGUCCUGAAUUGGUCAUGUAUAUGAACUGAAGGUAACAGAAGUAUUAAGGGUUUGAGGAGUACGUGUGCGUGCGCGUUGCGUGUGCUUGUGGAGUGGGGGGGAGAAUGGGAG